GAAAGUAAGGGAUAAGGAGGUGAGAACACGUGGAGAGAAAGAGGAGUAUCGAGAAAAGUAGGAAGAAGAUAAACAUCAAGACUGUAAGAAAUGAAAUAAAGGAAGUCUUGUCCAUCCAUGCCUCUAGUCCAUCUCUUACUCUUCCCCAGGAUUAGGACUUUUUGGUCAUCACAAUGGCCCACAACCAAAGCACUCCCCUUCGCCUCCCGUCCAACUUCUCCCUCCCCCAAAUCAUCCCUCCAUCCCUCACAAACCCCUCCUCAUCCCUCCAUCCGUUCUCCUCCUCUACAUCCCCCUCCCUGUUCCUGUCCACCUCCAUCCACAUCCUGAACACCACCAACACGUCUGUUUUCGGGGAAAACCAAAGCAUUGUGGGUGAUACCACCUCCACGACAGUAGGGGCUCUCAUCCUGUGUCUGGUCUUGCUGCUGGGCCUCCCCGGCAACCUCUUCAUCAUCUGGAGUAUCCUGGCGCGUGCCCGCCGCCGCUCCGUCACCACCCUCCUCAUCCUCAAUCUAGCGGUGGCCGACGGCUCGCUCAUGGCGCUCACGCCCUUCUUCGUGAUCUACCUGGUCAAGAAGACCUGGGUUUUCGGCAACAUCAUGUGCAAGAUACUCUUUUACUUGUGCCUGGCCAACAUGUACGCCUCCAUCCAACUGAUCAUGCUGAUGAGCCUGCACAGGCUGGUGGCCGUGGUGUGGCCUAAGCGCGUCGCUGCACUUGCUGGACGGAAGGCGGUACUGCGCGGGGUGCUGGUACUGUGGACCAUGGUGCUGGUCGCGUCCAUCCCUGCGUUGCUGUUCAGGGACGUGCGGAAGACCGUGCACCCAAACGGGAAGAGACGCGUAGUGUGCGAGUCGUUGCACAAGCAGCAGAGUCAUGUGGUGCUCCAGUACACGUUGGAAACAGUGCUGGGAUUUGUAGUUCCUUACGGGGUGAUUAUAGGCAGCUACAUCUGCAUCCUGCGGAGGAUCAGGCAGACAAGGUUCAGGAGGAGGAUCCGCAGUGAGAAUCUCAUCCUGGCCAUCGUGGUAACCUUCGGGGUCUUCUGGUUGCCCUACCAUGUCAUCAACAUUGUGCAGGUUGCUGCAGCACUUUCUCCAAAUGAUUCAGCUCUAAAAGCAAGGCUUGACUCUAUUUGGCAGACCAGCCGUGCGGUCACCUCAGCCCUGGCCUUCAUCAGCAGCUGUGCCAACCCUGUCCUCUACACUUUUGUUGGCAAGUCCUACAUCAGGCGGGACGGGUUUGCCUUCAUGGCCCGCUUGUUCGAGGGCACGGCGCAGGACUCUGGGACAAGGAAGAGCCGACAGAACAGCCAGAAUAGCCGAGAGAGAGACAGGGAUGCAAAGGAGGUCGGACUGAAGGAAAAGGAGGGAGACCUAGAGUCGACAACCAGCUCCAAUGUCAUGAGUCCCGUCUGUGUGAAAUCUGUUAAGAAUGGCAAGCCGGGCCCAAUUCCGACUUAGGAAAUGAUGCCUUUCUUUUGCACACCUCUCCCUACACAUUUCUCAGUAGUUGGUAUUCACACUUACCUUAUGAAGGUGAGUAACGGGCUUUGCAGGAGUGGUUCCCUUACGCGCGCUGAAAAAAUGUCAUUCACCUGCUGAAAACCCUCUCACUUACUGGCCAACAGAUUUUCUCGUGGAGUUUUCAUUCAAUAGUGUUUUCAGUACAUUUAUUUAGCCAUCCCUUUAAAUAUGGCGUACCUUUUAGUUUGAAUUUUGUUAACAGACUCAAUACAAUAUAUCGAGAGAAUUGGUUCAGAAUAUUAGGGAUCAAUUAAAGAAAGCCAUCUAAAUAUAUGUAUAUGCAUACUCAUCUCAGUUUCAGCACCAAGUGGUAGAUUUGAAAAUACUCUGAUCUUUUAGAUUAUUUAGGGUUAGGAAAUUAUUUGUGAAUCAUAGAAAAAGGUUUGGAGGAAGAAAACGGGUUUGAUUCAUUCAGAAAACUGCCACGUUCAGAUCUUUAACUCAUGGUAAUUUUGGAUGAUUUAGUGAACAAAGAAUUAUAAUAGGGAGAAUAGUGUGCAAUAGAAGGCUAUACCCUUAUCUAUUGCCUGCACUAACCAUGGAACUGUGUGACGACACAUCCAAGUAUUGCACCAUGCGUUAUGUUCAAACUGUUACGUUUGGUCUGUGCUCCUCUCCAUAACGAUUGAAUUAGCAAUGUCUUUAAAAAAAAAUAUAUAUAUAAACUGUUACUUAUGAUCCUCACCAACAACCACAUGCCCGCGAUGGCGUUUACAGAGGAAGCGAAAGAAGGUUAACGAAAUAAUGUCAUCAAAUGGAAUGAUAAUGUAGACUAUACCAACUGAAGGGAACUAACAGUAAAUUGGCAGUUGAACAUGUGCUGUUAUUAGGCCUACUGACGAUUGAUGCUGAUAGUGGCUAAUAUUUAACAUGAUAGAAAUAGGAAACGGAGAAGGUCGGGGUAGUCUAUGAUCAAGACAUUCGAGAGUGCCCAUCCCAGCAAGGUAAGACCGUACAAUUUAAAUUCUGCCUAAUGGCACAGCAUUUCAUCAACGUCACUGUGGGAAAGUUAAUAUGCUUCAGUUUUCUACCAUUUGACUGGGUUCACAUAUGCCUCCAGCAAUUAUAAGAUCAAAUAUAUCUAAAACAAGUGACAUUUAUCCAUUAUCCAAAGGGAUUACUCAUUUACCUAGCUCUUCCCAAUAGUUCUUAUCAAGUUGUAAAUUAGACAAAAAUUAAGUAUAUGCUUUUCACACUUUUUUCCUUAUUCAUGGUUUCCUCACACUAAAGGUGUUGGAAUUAUUACCUUCAUUUAUUCGGUCUCCACCCCAAAUUAAUAGCAGGUAAAUAGCAUGCUAUUCUCAUGCUUAAAUUCAAGGUCAGAAUACGCAUAGAGAGAAAAGUGCAUAAAAAAGCAAUUUCCGUCCAUUUACACACGCUUAAUUAUGGGCCCGAUUCAGACUUAGGAAUUUAUGCCUUUCCUAUGCAUGCCUUUCCUAUGCAUGCCUUUCCUAUGCAUGCUUUUCCUAUGCAUGCUUUUCCUACGCACUUUACAGUAUUUGGCAUUCAGACUUACUUAGUCGUGUAAAGGGCUCUGCAGGUGUGGCUACCUUUCGCACUCUGAAUAAAUUGCAUUCAACUGCUGAAAACCCUCCCAUAUGCUGGGCAACAGAUUUUCUCUUGGAGUUUUCAUUCAAUUGGGGUUGUCCUAUAGCUCUGGUCUCCAAUUUUCAUCUUUGCAAAUUAUGAGAGCACCCAAUUAGAAUUCUGAAUAACUGCAUGUCUAUUGAUAUCCUAUUUCACCGUGCAAUACAGUACAGUACAUUUCAGUUUGCUUACAUAUGUCUGGUUUCACAUAAGGAAAUCAUAAGGGGAAAUGAUCUAAAGCAAUUACUAUGUGUAUUUACAAUCCCCUUCUCAAAACGGAUUACUCAUUUUCCUAGCUCUUAUCAAUAGAUAUGAUCAAGUUGUAAAUGCCAGCGCAUGGAGAAAUGGUGUUAUUUCUAUUGGAACAAAUGAAGUAGAUGCUUUUUCCACUUUGAACCGGCAGGUUCGCUAGACCUUAUUCAUGGUUUCCUCGCGUAAAGGUGGUGGAGUUAUUAGGGAAUUAAGUCAAGGUCAGAAUAGGACAUAUCUGUAGACACUCCUCCGCCUCACCUUCAUUUAUUCGGUCUCCACCUCGAAUGAAUAGUGGAUGAAUAGCAUACUAUUCUCAUGCUUAAGGUUAGAAUACGCGUAGAGAGGACAACGCAUUUUUAACAAAAAGGAAUACUGUUCCAUUUACCCACGCUUAACUCUGGUUGGAAACUGGGCCAUAUUGACUGGAAGAUGAAUGAGUUGGAUGCUAUUGCUGAAGCUGUUUUGGAGGGAAUGUAGUUUCCUGUAGUUCGCCCUGUUGGCCACUAGUUGUGCAAGUCAUGUUUCCUAAUGGUUCAUGAUUGACUUACCGACUGACUGAACCAUAUCUCUGUUUUUAGAGGUGGUGAUUCAAGCUCAGUGGGGGGUGGAGUGAAUUUAGUCAAUUGUCUUUACAGUAUGCUUUGUCUGUCUGUCUCACCUUCUCUGCUUUUGUGUGUGUGUGUGUGUGUGUGUGUGUGUGUGUGUGUGUGCACGUGAUUUACUGCUGUAAGUACAGUACAAUACCAAAUUGUUACAGAGUAAAAAGAGCACUGUAUAAUGUAAAGUGUUACCAAUAUUUGUAUAAUUGUUUACCACAUUUAUUUGAUCAAAAGCAUUAAG
Salvelinus fontinalis (brook trout) is the source of this 4208-nucleotide messenger RNA. RefSeq names its product leukotriene B4 receptor 2-like. The coding region runs from base 174 to 1466 and encodes 430 amino acids. Gene Ontology annotation, molecular function: leukotriene receptor activity. The record is from RefSeq and is a predicted model, not a curated record. The transcript has 7 exons. NCBI's taxonomy places the organism in Eukaryota, Metazoa, Chordata, Actinopteri, Salmoniformes, Salmonidae. Gene Ontology annotation, biological process: immune response; G protein-coupled receptor signaling pathway. Gene Ontology annotation, cellular component: membrane.